Messenger RNA from Exophiala aquamarina CBS 119918, 2391 nucleotides. RefSeq lists its product as uncharacterized. The record is from RefSeq and is a predicted model, not a curated record. The transcript has 3 exons. The annotation marks the transcript as partial. Lineage: Eukaryota; Fungi; Ascomycota; Eurotiomycetes; Chaetothyriales; Herpotrichiellaceae.
CGGGUCCUCCUUCCCAAGAUGCUGAAAUCGUCAGAUCGAAAAGCCUUUCGUUAUAUCAUAGGCGAUUUCACUUUUGAUGACUUGAAAGCUCGCCAGCGCAGCCGACUUUAUUUGGAGAGAAAUCUGACGCGUGUUUUGCAGCGCCACCAAGAUCGGUUGGGCACGUGCGCAGCCCCUCCCAAAUCUGGAGAAGAAGCGUUGGGCACUUGUGUCGGCGCGGCUGGGACUCCUAGGACUGUUGCAGAGGUAGGCACAAGACCCUCCAGCAUCCAUACAGGGCAGUGGACCGUCAUGGCUUCCAGGUCAGUAUCGUCUGGACAGCCUGGCGAAAAUAGCGCAAAUCGUACUAGAAGCUUUCGCAAUCUACGCGAGAGAAAUUCGACCACAAAUGCCAAUUCCGAGCUCGUCAUAGACUUCAGCAAUAUCCGCAAAAAGCUCAAUUUUAAAACAAAUCUCCUGGAUGAGGACGAACGCUCCUCCAAACGCCAAAAGCUCAACGCAGUAAAAUGCAAGUGCCAUCUUACCAUCUGGGACAACCGCACUGAUGCGCCCUCUACCAUUCCCAGAGCCUUCUCGAGAGAUUGCCGUGUGACAGCAACUGAGACAGUUGCUGAUGGUGUAUUUGUAGAAGUUGAACUCGACAGUCCUUUCGUCAUCCAAAACGAGGACCUGCUGUUCACUUAUAACACCAAAGACGGAUUGAUAACAGGACUCGUCGAUAGAUAUUUCAUGGAGAUCAAGAUCAUCCCAUGCAGAGACGACAGUCGUUGGCCACCAAUGCCAAUUCUUGGAAAAAGCGAUGGUGAUCACUUCGCCCGCGAUGUUAGAGAUGAUUCUGGGGAGCUACAGGGAGCUGUAGUCGCUCGAUAUAUGCACUUACCCCAAGCUCCCGAAGCAGACGUUCCGCUGAGCGUUUUCUUCCUACAUGGGGGUCGAACCUACCGUACAAAAUAUGGUCUCUCUGUGGUUUCGAAAUGGGUGGCAGCGGGCUCAAAUCCACGACCGACAAAUGGCCUCGAUAUAGACUCGUUCAAAGAGCCCGAAACAGCGACUCCCAAUGUGACGACUCCGAAGAACCCAAUCAAGAAAUCAACGGUGUCGAAUACACCUAUCAUACCGGAAGUUCACUACAGAUUCAUUGCCACUUCCAGUAACCCGUCAAAUGAAGCAGAGGUAUUGCGACGUAGCAUUGCUAAAGGCUACCUUUGUCCAAUUUGUACUAUGUGGAAGUCGACCAAAUUGGCUAACCUUGAAUUUCAUCUGGCCACAACUCAUGCAAAGUACAAGUGGUUGGUACAUAGUCCUCGACAUGACGCUGCGAGAAGGGUGGCGACCCCUGUAAUUAUCGAAUGUCGGUCAAUCUCUCCAGCAAAAAGGGACGAGCAAAAGGACAGCAUCCUCACAUUUGAAUGGCAUGCCCCUCACAACCCCUUCGACUUGCCAGCAUAUCUUGGGGGCGAUGAGAAAUGGGUAAUUUCUGAGAAGAAGCACGUCCUAGCUCACAGAAAGCCUACUGAGCAGAAGAAGAAUGUUGCGACACUUCUUACUGCCUCACAAGUGCCUGACUUUCGCACCCCAAAUCGCAAAAGGUACGCCGCGGUCAAACUUCAUGCGUCGCCAGAACAAGAUCGACGAGAUUAUACCUCCGUCAGCCACCGGCCAGUCUCACCAUCAGAAGAGCCUCGCAGUGAAACAGAUGAUGAAAUUGACAAUGAAUGGCAGAUCCAACAGCAUAUGGAGCGCCUCGACAUUGUAGCGAAGAAGGAAGGCUGGAGUACCCAUGAACGCGAGCUUCGCAAACGCUGGGACAAGCAUCGCAUGGAAGAGCAGCUUGAGCAUCCCCGAUAUCUAUCCAAUUCUCUUGUGCGGUUUGUGAGAAAGAAUCGGAAGUGGUUAAGCCAUGGCAAAGAUGAUCUAUUGGAGAUCUUUUUCGACUUUCUUCAACGACUGAAAGAACGGCGCGUCAUUGACGACGAAGUCAUCUUGGAUGUCAACGAAAUGAUAUUCAAUAAUCCAGCCAGUCGCCCAUCCACGGCCAGCCAUGGCUUUCUGACGAAUGAGUUCAAGAGUCCCGGACUCAGAAACGGCUUUUCCAGUCCCGUUCUUACAAAUGGCUUCUCAAGUCCAUCCUACACUAAUGAGCACGAUAGAGAGCUAGAGAGAGCUUUAAGACCAAACACCCUCCUCACACCACAGAAGUCGACCGCUUCUACGAUGACUAGUGGAACUCAUGAGUAUAGCCCCACAGACAAUGCCAAGGUUGCGUUGGCCAGGCACGAGUGCGGCAUUUGUAGAAGACUGAUUAAACAGCCUAUCAGGAAUGCCACUUUCUGUACGGAUACCCGCUGCGAAACUGCCAGAACUAUGUAUCAUCGGAAGUGCGUAGAGAAG